Bursaphelenchus xylophilus (pine wood nematode) is the source of this 1097-nucleotide messenger RNA. Lineage: Eukaryota; Metazoa; Nematoda; Chromadorea; Rhabditida; Aphelenchoididae. The record is from the annotation of a GenBank genome assembly.
AUGGUGUCCACACGAGGUUUUGUUGCAAUAUUAGUGAUUGUUUUAUACACCAGUGUUCUUUAUGGCAUCUAUCUUAAUUUCCCCAAACUCACAGAGUAAGUUUACAAUUUUUUUUAUUGAUUUUGAUGUUUAGAGAAGAACGGGCUCAAUUCAAGUAUCCUACGAACCUCGAAGAGGCUAAACUUUUAGGCAGAGUGCUGUCUCACUAUAAAGAGAAGUAUUUCUACACAGUUUUGGCCGGAGUCACAUGUGUUUACAUAGUGUAAGUAAUUUUUCUCGCUGAGAAGACGAUAAUUGCCUUCAAUUUUAGACUGCAAUCUUUUGCCAUCCCUGGAUCGAUAUUCUUGACCAUUUUGAGUGGAUAUUUGUUCCCAUUCUACGUUGCUUUAACAUUAGUUUGCACGGUAGGUCAUGGAUGAUAUAAAUUUUGUCGAAGUAUUGCGAUUUUCUUGUUUUUGGUCGCUUAAAUUUCAUUUGUGUUUCAGUGUUCGGCAUGUGGUGCAGCAGUAUGCUAUUAUCUGUCAUAUUCAUUAGGCAGGAACCUGGUUAUGAAGUAUUUCCCGGAGAAGCUCAAGGCUUGGCAAAAUGAGGUUGGUUUUUUAUAUUAUUGAUUGGUUUUUAGGUCAAAAGAUGCGUUGAGGAGUGCUAUUUGAUUUUUAUAAAGAUUAUCGCCAUUGUUCUACAGAAAUUUUCGAUUUUUGAGCAAAUCUUCGAGAUUGAUACCUACUUCAAUAUAAUUUUGUCAGAAAAUUUUUAGUUCUUGGUAUUUUGGGUAAUAUCGCUGUUUGUAGAUCAAGAAACAUCAAGAGAAUCUCCUGAACUACAUAAUUUUCCUUCGAGUAACACCGAUCCUCCCUAAUUGGUUCAUAAACAUCGCCUCUCCAGUAGUCGAUGUCCCAAUUUUACCCUUCUUUUUUGGCACUUUCUUCGGUGUAGCGCCCCCAUCCUUCCUCUUUAUUCAAGCCGGCACAACCCUCCAACAAAUGACCAACGCCAACGUUGUCUGGAGCUAUCAUUCGAUAUUAACCUUGGCCUUCUUCGCAGCCCUCUCAAUCGCUCCAAUUUUCUAUAAAAAGCUGAAGGUUAAGGGCGACUAA